This is a messenger RNA of Saccharomyces mikatae IFO 1815, 2013 nucleotides long. RefSeq names its product tRNA dihydrouridine synthase DUS3 (gene DUS3). Gene Ontology annotation, biological process: tRNA processing. NCBI's taxonomy places the organism in Eukaryota, Fungi, Ascomycota, Saccharomycetes, Saccharomycetales, Saccharomycetaceae. The record is from RefSeq and is a predicted model, not a curated record. Gene Ontology annotation, molecular function: metal ion binding; flavin adenine dinucleotide binding; tRNA dihydrouridine synthase activity. The coding region runs from base 1 to 2013 and encodes 670 amino acids. The transcript has a single exon.
AUGGAGCAAAACACAGAAAAACGCCCUCUUUUAGGAGAUGACCACUCGACCGUGAAAAGGCAAGAUAUUUCCUGGUCAAAAGGUAUAGCUCAUCUCAAGCCAGAGUAUAUCGUGCCAUUAAAGCAAGAUGAACCUCAAAAAGUCACAAUUUAUGAUGAAGAGAUGUCUUCCGACAGAAUGGUGAACGAGCUAUCGGGUAAUGGCGGAACUAAUAAGAAGAACAAAAAUGGGAGAGGAAAGAAGCGUGGACAAAAUAAGAAUAGAGAUAAUAGGCAGGUAAAGGAACAAAAUGCCUUGUGCCCGCGUUUAAUCCGUGGAGACGUAUCCAAAUGCUCGUUCGGUGAUAGUUGUAGGUUUGUUCAUGAUAUCAAUUUAUAUCUUUCAACAAAGAAACCCGAAAUUGAAAGCGACUUAUUUCCUACUUGUCCGGUUUUCAACUCAUUGGGUUAUUGUCCGAUGGGAUUCAAAUGUAGAUUUCUGUCUUCCCAUUUGAACAAGGAAGAAACUUGCUUAAUAUCAACGAAGGAAGUUGAUCCAGAUGUACAAACGAUAUGGUCUGUUAAAGGGGAAGUAAACCAUAUCUCGCCGGAAAGAAAACUUGAUCUCAUAAAAAGAAGAUUUCCUUUCACCAAGAGUAAUGAAGUCUUGGAAAUUAUCGACUCUUUUCAACAAGAAUGUAGAGAUUCCAUGAAGGCAGAGGAACAAGUCGAACCACCGGCACAGCAAAAGGAUGAAGAUACAGAAAUCGAACAGCCAGUUGCUCCCCAAGUAGAACAGAGGAACAAAGAACUAUCAGAACAUAGAAUGAGACAGCGUGAACUGUACUUGAAGUACAAGGACACCCGUUAUUUUGCUCAAGAGAAAAAGCCAUUGGAUUUGCACCAUAAAAAAAUUGUAUCACCUCUGACAACUGUUGGAAAUUUACCUUAUCGUCGUCUAAUGAGAAAACUAGGUGCAGACGUAACGUAUUCUGAAAUGGCUUUGGCCGUUCCCUUGAUUCAAGGGACUAAUUCAGAAUGGGCUUUACCUAAGGCUCAUCGAUCAGAAGUGCCUGGAUUUGGUGUUCAAGUGGCCUGUUCCAAAGCCUGGCAGGCAGCGAAGGCAGCGGAGGCACUUGUGAAUUCGGUUAGCGAUAUUAGCGAAAUUAAUUUGAACUCUGGUUGUCCCAUUGACUUAUUGUAUAGACAAGGAUCUGGCAGUGCGCUACUUGAUAACCCUGCAAGAAUGAUUCGUUGUUUAAAUGCAAUGAAUUAUGUAUCAAACGAUGUUCCUAUUACUGUAAAGAUCAGAACAGGUACAAAAGAAGGCCACCCUAUCGCAGAAGGGCUAGUAAAAAGACUCGUUAACGAAACCGAAGUGGCGGCAAUUACCUUACACGGUAGAUCUAGGCAACAAAGAUAUACUAAAUCUGCGGAUUGGGACUACGUGAGUCAAGUGGCUGACACAUUAAGAUCUGCUGAAGCCGAAUUCAAAGAAACCGAGCAAGGUAAGGAAUCUAGGGAUUCCAAGAAUAGGAUUCAAUUUGUCGGCAAUGGUGAUAUUAACAAUUUUGAAGAUUGGUACCGUUACCUGAACGGGAAUGCAAAUAUCGAUAGUGUCAUGGUUGCCCGUGGAGCGCUGAUAAAGCCGUGGAUUUUUGAAGAGGUUGAAUCACAGCAGUAUUUAGACAAGACAAGUGCUGAAAGAUUAGAUAUCUUGAAAGAUUACGCACAGUUCUCCAUGGAACAUUGGGGUACCGACGAAUAUGGGAUUUCCCAGUGCCGCAGAUUUUUUUGCGAGUUCAUGUCUUUUUUUCAUAGAUAUGUACCCAUGGGCAUUUGUGAGAGAUAUCCGGUCAAACUGAAUGAGAGGCCACCAAAUUGGUGUGGAAGAGAUGAACUUGAAACUCUGAUGGGUAGCACAGAUGUCAAUGAUUGGAUCAAAUUAAGUGAUCUGUUCUUCGGUAAGACUGAUGCGAACUUUGUAUUUGUUCCCAAACAUAAAAGCAACUCUUAUGCCAACAGAGACUCGUAA